Messenger RNA from Durio zibethinus, 1113 nucleotides. Its product is annotated as 2-oxoglutarate-dependent dioxygenase 19-like. Lineage: Eukaryota; Viridiplantae; Streptophyta; Magnoliopsida; Malvales; Malvaceae. The record is from RefSeq and is a predicted model, not a curated record.
GCGAAUGGAGCGAAUAAGAAACUCAAAACGCAUAAGCUUCUCAGGCUUCUAUAUUAACUUAGACUCUCAAAGAUGUUUUUUGUGAAAGAACUGGUUGAAUCAGGUUGCCUCACUUCUGUUCCUUCCAAGUAUAUCUUAAAAAAUACUGACUCUGAUGAUCAUUGCAUAUUGGUCAAAGAACCAGAACCAAUCCCCACCAUAGACUUCUCCCUUCUCACAUCUCCUGAUCCUCAUCAACGGUCCAAAAUCGUUACUGAACUCGGUAAUGCAUGUCUGGAAUGGGGAUUCUUCAUGGUAAUAAAUCAUGAAGUGCCAAAGACAUUGAGAGAUGAAAUGAUAAGGGAAACUGAAAGUUUCUUUGAUUUAAGAGGGGAGGAAAAGCGACAGUACACUGGAAAGAAGCUGUUUGAUCCGAUAAGGUGUGGAACCAGCUUCAACCCUAUGGUGGAUAAGGCACUGCUUUGGAGGGAUUACCUCAAGGUUCACGUUCAUCCCCAUUUCAAUGCUCCUAACAAGCCUUCAGGCUUCAGCAAGAUUCUACAAGAAUACUGCAAAAAAACUCGAGAAAUGGCCAGUGAGCUUCUUAAAGGUAUAUCUGAAAGCCUAGGACUGGAACAAAGCUACAUAAAUGAGAAGAUGGCAGUAGAAUCUUCGUACUCCCAUCAGCUGUUUGUCGCAAAUAUGUACCCGCCUUGUCCACAGCCAGAGCUUUCAAUGGGUCUACCCCCACACUCGGAUCAUGGACUCCUCACCAUCCUUAUGCAAAAUGAGCUUGUUGGCCUUCAAGUAAUGCACAAUGGCAAAUGGAUUCCUAUCAAUCCCCUUCCCAACUCUUUUCUUGUCAACACCGGAGAUCAUAUGGAGAUACUGACCAACGGGAAGUAUAAAAGUGUGGUGCAUAGAGCUGUGGUGAAUAAUAAAGCAACAAGGAUAUCCAUAGGGACAGCACAUGGACCACCACUGGACACAGUCGUAAGCCCCGCACCAGAGCUGGUGGCGGAUCACGUUGGUCAAGCAUAUCUCGGAAUCAAAUACAGGGAGUACUUGGAGCUUCAACAAAGUAAAACUCUCAAUGGAAAAUCGUGCUUGGAUCACCUCCGUCUUUCAAUAUGA